UUUUCCGUUUUAAAAAUCCGUACGAAAUUCAACUUCACAUUUUGACUUUUGUGCAUUGCACUAACUGCCAACUUCGGACUUGUUUCACGUCAAAAAUAAUAUAAAUGGCGCACCGCAUCGUUUUUGUUUCUUCAGUCGUAAAUAAAUGAAAAUUGCAAUAAAAUCAAUUUUUGUAUCAUCGAAACCACUUGAAUUUGCAUUAAAUUUAGUCUAAACAAUAAGUGAUAGUGCAACAGUACAAAAUGACACCAUGAUUUUGACACUAAAAUCGUAUUUUUGUGUAUCGAACGAAAUGAAUUUGUAGUGAGCGCUGCAAAUAAUAAUUUAUUUUGAAGUCCCAAGUAUAAAUUUGUGUUUUUAUUUUUGCAAACAUCAUGUCAUCAUCUGGAACUGGUAAACGAAAAGAAAUCUACAAAUAUUUAGCACCAUGGCCACUGUAUUCGAUGAACUGGAGUGUUCGGCCAGACAAACGAUUUCGAUUGGCGCUGGGCAGUUUCAUCGAAGAGUACAAUAACAAAGUCCAGAUCAUCAGUUUGGAUGAAGAAACCAGUGAAUUCAGUGCGAAAAGCACGUUUGACCACCCAUAUCCAACAACAAAAAUUAUGUGGAUACCCGAUUCGAAAGGCAUUUUCCCAGACUUAUUGGCGACAAGUGGCGACUAUCUACGAGUAUGGCGAUCCGGCGAACCAGACACACGACUCGAAUGUGUCUUAAACAACAACAAAAACAGUGACUUCUGUGCACCGUUAACGUCAUUCGAUUGGAAUGAGGUCGAUCCGAAUUUGGUUGGUACAUCGUCAAUUGACACCACCUGCACGAUUUGGGGACUGGAAACUGGCCAGCCGUUAGGACGUGUAAAUCUGGUUGCCGGGCACGUUAAAACCCAGCUGAUUGCGCACGACAAAGAGGUGUAUGACAUAGCAUUUUCGAGAGCCGGUGGCGGUCGUGACAUGUUUGCGUCGGUUGGUGCUGACGGUUCGGUUCGGAUGUUCGAUUUGCGUCAUCUGGAACAUUCAACGAUAAUUUACGAAGAUCCUGCACAUACGCCUUUGCUACGACUAGCGUGGAACAAACAAGAUCCCAACUAUUUGGCAACCGUUGCGAUGGACAGUUGUGAAGUGAUAAUAUUGGAUGUACGAGUUCCGUGCACACCAGUGGCCCGGCUAAGCAAUCAUCGUGCGUGUGUGAACGGAAUCGCUUGGGCACCGCAUAGUGUUCGUUUUAGUUCUUGUCACAUCUGUACGGCUGGCGACGAUCAUCAGGCAUUGAUCUGGGAUAUACAACAGAUGCCUCGGGCUAUCGAGGAUCCAAUAUUGGCGUAUACAGCGGCUGAAGGUGAAGUCAAUCAGAUUCAGUGGGGUGCAACGCAGCCGGACUGGAUUGCGAUUUGUUAUAACAAAGCAUGUGAAAUAUUACGAGUUUGAACGAAAAAGUGGAAGCAGCUAUAGUUAGUUUGUACGUGCUCAGUUCUCAUCCGGUCGGGAGUGGGGGGGAGGUAGGAGUUUCGAAAGUGAUUUGUUUUUUUUUGUUUUUUGCUCUUCCCACCUUUUGUGUUUUUGCAAGGAUUUGUUUUGUGCAGAACCGUAUCCACAUAGAAUUAUUGUUUGCUUGAAUGGUCAAUUUUAUAUUUAAAAAAAAAAAGUCAAAUGAGAUUCUAGUACACAUUUCGGUGGUCAUCGAAUUGCCAAAGCUCGAAAAGACAGAUUUAAAAAAAAGAGGGAAAAAACGCGAGACUCGAAAUAGAUUUUUUUUUAAAAUUUAUUUUACAUUUUUGUCUCAAAGGAUCAUUUGAAACGUUCACACAAUGUUCAGUCAGCUGAUUACCUUUUGUUUGUUUGUUUACUUAAAAUACCCCAUAUAAUUAUGCAUUCAUUAUGCUUGAUGACAAAAAAAAAAUAUUUAAAUUUAAUUUAAUAUGAAGAAUAUCAUGCAAAUUUAGCAAUAUAAAUGUCACUUUUUUAAGAUAAGAAAUUGA
Molecule: messenger RNA, 1975 nt
Organism: Bradysia coprophila
Lineage: Eukaryota; Metazoa; Arthropoda; Insecta; Diptera; Sciaridae
Gene: wap
Product: DDB1 and CUL4 associated factor wap
Molecular function (GO): protein binding
Source: RefSeq, a predicted model, not a curated record